CCGCCGCAGCUCAGCCCCCGGGCCCGGCAGCGGACGGUGCCCGCCUCGCGCCUCGGCCGCCUGGCCAGCUUCGGAGGGCUGGCCGUGGGGCUGGGCCUGGGCGCCCUGGCGGAGGCGGCGCGGACGUCGCUGAGCAGGCAGCGCCGGCCCGCGCCCGCCGGCUCCCUGCUGGACUCCAGCCCCUUCCUGUCGGAGGCCAACGCCGAGCGCAUCGUGGACACGCUGUGCCGGGUGCGCGGCGCCGCGCUCAAGCUGGGGCAGAUGCUGAGCCUCCAAGACAGCAGCUUCCUCAGCCCGCAGCUGCAGAGGAUCUUCGAGCGCGUGCGGCAGGGCGCCGACUUCAUGCCGAGCUGGCAGGCGAGCCAAGUGCUGGCGGAGGAGCUGGGACCCGCCUGGCGGGAGAAGAUGUCGGCCUUCGAGGAGACGCCCUUCGCGGCUGCCUCCAUCGGGCAGGUGCACCAGGGCGUGCUGCGGGACGGCACGGAGGUGGCCGUGAAGAUCCAGUACCCCGGCAUCGCCCAGAGCAUCCGCAGCGACGUGGACAACCUGCUCUCGCUGCUCAAGAUGAGCGUGGCGCUGCCCGAAGGCCUCUUCGCCGACAACACCCUGCAGGUCCUGCAGAAGGAGCUGGAGUGGGAAUGCGACUAUCACCGGGAGGCCGGCUGCGCCCGGACGUUCAGGCGGCUGCUGCGGGGCGACCCCUUCUUCGCGGUGCCGCGCGUCAUCGACGAGCUCACCGCGGCCCGGGUGCUGUCCAUGGAGCUGGUGAGCGGCGUCCCCCUGGAUCGGUGCCUGGAGCUCGGCCAGGACGUCCGCGACGAGAUCUGCUCCAACAUCCUGCGCCUCUGCCUCCGGGAGCUCUUCGAGUUUCGCUUCAUGCAGACGGAUCCCAACUGGGCCAACUUCUUCUACGACGCCGGGAAGCACAGGGUGACUCUGCUCGACUUCGGGGCCAGCCGCUCCUUCGACAAAGAGUUCACGGACCACUACAUCGAGGCGGUGAGGGCCGCGGCCGACGGCGACCGGGACAAGGUGCUCCAGAAAUCCAAAGACCUGAAGUUCCUGACGGGGUUCGAGACCAAGGCCUUCGAGGCGGCGCACGUGGACGCCGUGAUGAUCCUGGGCGAGGCCUUCUCCUCGGCGGGACCCUUCGACUUCGGGGCGCAGAGCACCACGCGCCGCAUCCAGGCCCUGGUGCCGGUGAUGCUGCGGCACCGCCUCGCGCCGCCCCCGGAGGAGAGCUACUCCCUGCACCGUAAAAUGGCCGGAUCCUUCCUGGUGUGCGCCCGGCUCCGGGCCCGCGUGCCCUGCCGGGACAUGUUCGAGGAGCUCUACGCUCGGUACUGGGCGCCGAGGCCGUAGCUCGGUGCGUGGGGCAGCCGCCGCGGAGCAGGACCGGCGGCGGCCCGGAUCCCCCCAGCGCGGAGCCCAGGGGCCGGACCGGCGGCGGCCCGGAUCCCCCCAGCACGGAGCAGGACCGGCGGCGGCCCGGAUCCCCCCAGCACGGAGCCCAGGGGCCGGACCGGCGGCGGCCCGGAUCCCCCCAGCGCGGAGCAGGACCGGCGGCGGCCCGGAUCCCCCCAGCGCGGAGCCCAGGGGCCGGACCGGCGGCGGCCCGGAUCCCCCCAGCACGGAGCCCAGGGGCCGGACCGGCGGCGGCCCGGAUCCCCCCAGCGCGGAGCAGGACCGGCGGCGGCCCGGAUCCCCCCAGCGCGGAGCCCAGGGGCCGGACCGGCGGCGGCCCGGAUCCCCCCAGCGCGGAGCAGGACCGGCGGCGGCCCGGAUCCCCCCAGCGCGGAGCCCAGGGGCCGGACCGGCGGCGGCCCGGAUCCCCCCAGCGCGGAGCAGGACCGGCGGCGGCCCGGAUCCCCCCAGCACGGAGCCCAGGGGCCGGACCGGCGGCGGCCCGGAUCCCCCCAGCGCGGAGCAGGACCGGCGGCGGCCCGGAUCCCCCCAGCACGGAGCCCAGGGGCCGGACCGGCGGCGGCCCGGAUCCCCCCAGCGCGGAGCAGGACCGGCGGCGGCCCGGAUCCCCCCACCGCGGAGCCUGGGGGUCGGACCGGCGUCUCUCCCCGGCGUCUCCCUCCUCCGGCCGCGGGCAAUAAAGACGGAUGAUUUCCCCCGAGCUGGGGCGGGCUGCGGCCCGGCUGUGGGGUGACCCCAUA
Messenger RNA from Rhea pennata, 2165 nucleotides. It is a transcript of the gene COQ8B, whose product is annotated as coenzyme Q8B. The record is from RefSeq and is a predicted model, not a curated record. Lineage: Eukaryota; Metazoa; Chordata; Aves; Rheiformes; Rheidae. The annotation marks the transcript as partial. The transcript has 12 exons. Gene Ontology annotation, biological process: ubiquinone biosynthetic process.